CCCGCCCCGCGGAGCCCCAGGAACCAAGGCUUCAGACACAUGCCAUACCCAAUAUCGUGCCAUGACCUGACAUUGUUAAUUCCCCGAUGUGACCUACCUACUAGGUAGCACAUCGGGUGUUCCGCAAAUACCAUUCAUCAGAGGGGUUCAGGACUUCCCGUUACACACUGACUUUUCCACUUAGCGUCACUCCACCUCAAGAUGGCUUCCCCAAUGGCGGCACGAAGAUGCGUUUCCCUAGUUCCGCAACUUCGACCACAAUUGCGAAAAGGAGGAUGGAGCAAGGGCUUUUUACGCAGCUUCUCAUGCACGUCCAAUUGGCGAUUGCAUACCAAGGAUAUGGAUGAGGAAAUGCUGGCAACGCUGAAGGUGAAUCAGGGACGGUUGAUGGAGGAUCUACAUUAUACGUGCCAGUGGGGGACGGGCCAGAGAUGGGGAGACAAACCCACCGAGACUGGCAUGUCCCGCCUCGCCCUUACGGAUGACGACAAAAAGGCCCGCGACUGGUUCGUAGCCACCACCAAAGCCCUCGGAUGCCAUGUCACCGUAGACAGCAUGGGAAACAUCUUCGCCGUGCGUCCCGGUCUCAGAAACGACAAGCCUCCCACAUUCGUAGGAUCGCAUCUCGACACACAGCCCAGCGGUGGGCGAUACGAUGGCAUACUAGGAAUCAUGGCGGGCGUUGAGAUGCUCAGAGUCCUGGCGGACAAUUGGGUGGAGACGACGUAUCCUGUCGGUGUUGUGAACUGGACAAACGAAGAAGGCGCCCGCUUUCCCUUGUCCAUGUCCUCUUCAGGAGUUUGGGCCGGCGCCAUCCCCCUCGCCAAAGCUCAUGGACUCCGUGAAAUCGCACCGGGCACCGCAACCAUGGCCGAGGAGCUGGCGCGAAUAGGGUACUUGGGAAGUACGCCGGCGUCGUACCAGAACAUCCCUAUGGGUGCACAUUUCGAGUUACAUAUCGAACAAGGUCCUCUUCUGGAGAUGGCCAACAAGAAAAUCGGCAUUGUGACGGGUGUCCAGGCAUACAAGUGGUUAACCGUCAGAGUGAGCGGGAGAGGCACUCACACAGGUACUACGGAUCUAAAGUCCCGCGCAGAUGCCCUCUUGACGGCAUCGAAAAUGAUAGUGCAUAGCCACAAGCUGGCGACCGCGAACUCCGCACUGGCAAGCACGGGGAUCCUGAACCUGAAACCCGGAUCCACCAACACCGUUCCCGGGGAGGUAACUUUCACCCUCGACAUCCGCGCCAAAGCGAACGAGACAGUCCAGAGAUUGAAACAGCAGAUCCUAGAGGACUUCAAGAAGAUCGCCGAGGGGAGGGAUGUCCAGGGGUCCAACGAAGGCUGCACCCCUUCUCUCCCCUGCACCGUUUCCAUAACAGAAGACUUCGACUCUCCUGCCAUGACGUUCCACCCCGACUGCAUCUCCGCCGUUAAUCAAGCCGCACAGGCCGUCCUGGGACACAACAGCCACAAUCUCGUCAUGGACAUGGUGAGUGGUGCAGGUCAUGACUCUGUAUACGCGAGCAAGCGGUGUCCGACGAGUAUGAUUUUCGUGCCGUGUAGGGACGGCGUGAGCCAUAAUCCUACGGAGUUCUGCAAGGAGGAGGAUUGUGCGUUGGGGGCGCAGGUGUUGUUGCAGAGUGUGAUACGGUUUGAUCGAGUGAAGGAUGAGAGGAGGGUGACUUGGAAGCAGGAGCCGUAUACCCUUUAGGUUCUGGGAUGGUAGGUGUAGACGAAUCAUAGACGAUGCCGCAAUUAACAUUCACACCGUGAUGGAGAGAGCAGUUGAAUGAAGUGAAAUAUACAAUGACUUAGCUGCUUUGGAAGUGUCAAUAA
This is a messenger RNA of Westerdykella ornata, 1838 nucleotides long. Its product is annotated as N-carbamoyl-L-amino acid hydrolase. Gene Ontology annotation, molecular function: hydrolase activity, acting on carbon-nitrogen (but not peptide) bonds, in linear amidines. The transcript is spliced from 3 exons. The record is from RefSeq and is a predicted model, not a curated record. NCBI's taxonomy places the organism in Eukaryota, Fungi, Ascomycota, Dothideomycetes, Pleosporales, Sporormiaceae. The coding region runs from base 202 to 1713 and encodes 503 amino acids.